Molecule: messenger RNA, 818 nt
Organism: Branchiostoma belcheri (Belcher's lancelet)
Lineage: Eukaryota; Metazoa; Chordata; Leptocardii; Amphioxiformes; Branchiostomatidae
Exons: 4
Coding region: 162-722 (186 amino acids)
Source: RefSeq, a predicted model, not a curated record
GCGGCUGGUGGCCAGGCUAUAAAGCCGUGCGGGGUGCAGGCGGGCGGCAGUCACACGGGCGGACCUCAGACGGACAUACGGACAGGGACAAGUACUGCUCGCAGGGAGUCUAUAACGUUUCGUUGUAACGUUUGUACGUAAGAAAAACCUCCGGCACCGCCAUGGUAGAACGGAGUCUGUCCUAUCUCUUCGUCUUCUUCUUGCCUGUUAUCGUAGUUAUACAAGGGUCCCACCACGGUGGCGAGGAGGAUUAUGGGAACGUGUCGUGCCCGGGAACGAGACCGCGGCGCUAUGACGUCACGGACUUCGGCGAUCCCAGGUUCUUCCAGGGCUGGGCUGACGUCACGGGACAGGGCGCCGCGCAUGACUACUGCAGGAUUGUGUCCCCUGCCCCAGGCCUGAUGUACCUGUCCUGUGCUCUGGCUGGAACGGCAGGAGAGAGCCAGUACAACUACAACUCUAUCGGGGAGAACGGAGAGUGGUUUGACGAGGGUUUCCCCAACACCUGGUACAUGAAGGACGAGGACGGAGACGGAAGGGACGACUUCUGCAGAUGCGUGGGAAUCGGGACGAACACGCGCGUGGCGUGUAUGAAGGCCGGGGAGAAGGGCUUCUACGGCAGCGCCGCGCAGGGAGGCGACCAGAAAACCUUCACGGCGCCCAACUCGCCCACCGACUGCCGGGACCGCACCGUCCACCCGCUCUUCGGCGCACAGAACUAGAUAUCGAGACGGACAAAGCUUUCUUUCCAACUAGUCUGAGAGUACUUCCAUUUUAACCGCUCUUUCGGUCCUAUUCCCGCAUACAGACGCUGCCCA